AUGGAUUCUGCCUGGCACAGGAGGUACAACCCUUAUGGUCGGCCGAUUAGACCAGCCUCGAGAACUAGCGGAACUCGGAGGACGUGGAACCCAGACGUGGCCAGGCGCAUUGCCAUGCGCAUGGGCAUGGGCGGCCGAGCCUCGAUAUCCUUCGACGACCAGAACCCGUUCAUAGACCCACAGCAACCCCAGCCCGCACCUGUUCUUCCACCCCAAACGGCCGCAAGCAGCUUCGGAAAUCGCGAGUCGAUACUGAUUUUCCAGAACAACCUCACCGACGAUGGGCGGAAAUGUGGGGCCCAGGACACGGUCACCGCCGUUUGGUCGGCGCUCCAACAAGCCCUCGGCGACAAUCCCAAGAUCUUCACCGACUGGCCUCUGUCCAAUGAAGGUCGCCUCUUCACCCACCAGCUCGGCCACGACCUUGUAGGCCAUUUCAGCGGAAUAAUUGGAACUCAGAAGCAAGUCAUCGACGAGAUGAAAGCCCGCGCCGAGCAGAGUCUCCGGGCGCCCAACCAGGGCAGAGACCGGGAUUCCGACUUGAUGGACCUCGAUUCGCCUAUAACACGCUCCAGGCGCUCCUCCAGGCGCUCCUCGGUCGACAAGACGUGGCUCGAGGCCUUCCCGAAACGCUACCACGCCGCCAUCAAGGGCUUCGCUCAGAAGUUCCUAGACGUCCGGCUGUACGCGAUCAACCAGAAGGCCGGCGUCGACGCAAACCCAGUGCUUAAUGAAAUAACACCAAGAAUGGGCGAAAACAAGUUCGAUUGGCGCAUCAAGGCCGCCAAUGUCGUGUACAGCGCUGGCGACCUGGUCACUGACUACACAAUCGCCACGGCCGACAAUAUGCUCGAGGCGCGCCACGGCCCUGUCAUCAUGGACUACUUCAGGGCCGCUUUCGAGGACGUUUAUGGCGGAAUGAGGCCUGAGGAGGCAGCUGCGAUUGUCGAGAAUGCGGACGUGUAUAAACACCACCUCGACUUUAUCAACAAGUUCAUCACUGCUAGGGAUGAUGAGGUGGAAUCCUGGAGGAACGGCUGGCUGUCGAAUCGCCCAAUUGAGGACAAACGUGCGGCGUUCGAGCAGAUCAAAGAUGCGGACGCGGCGUUCAGAGGCUAUGUCGCCUGCCUUGUCGACAUAUCCAAUAGGUUCGGUCCAGAUAUUAAUGCCUUGGACGAAAACGACCGGGAGAGGCUGGACACAGCCGGGGAAGAAGUCAUUGACGAAGUUGGAUAUUGGGUCCCGUGGAAAACGUUGACAAUCCUCGCGCAAGAGACCGAUUGGGAUCCAACAGAGUUCCUCCGGAAUUGA
Messenger RNA from Lasiosphaeria miniovina, 1311 nucleotides. RefSeq lists its product as uncharacterized. Lineage: Eukaryota; Fungi; Ascomycota; Sordariomycetes; Sordariales; Lasiosphaeriaceae. The record is from RefSeq and is a predicted model, not a curated record. Bases 1 to 1311 code for a protein of 436 amino acids. The transcript has 2 exons.